CAAAAAACCAACUGUAGAUCCCCAUACUCCAGAACAGGACCCCAUCACACCCCAACGUUAAAAAUAAACCCAACACAGUAUCGCAUGCGCAGUUUUCUCAUAGGCAUUUCAAAACACUUCUUCGCAUGUACCUCAGGGUGGGAGGAAGACACAUACCUAUUUAUGUUGGUACCAUCCCUUGGCAAAGACACAGCCAUUCAACCCAUAACCCUCGUAUCAUGACCCCUCGCUACAAGCCUCAACAAGGAAUUGUCGGCCCAUGAAGAGGCUCAGCACAUCUCAAACACAUCACUGUACCCAAUCUACAACGCAAAAGCCUAAGCUCUCAAGUGUCCCGACCAACAAGAAGGAUUCGCAGGUUGACAACCCCCACAAUCAGCCCCCAAAGCCCCGUACCAUGGGUAUGUCGUGCAGGUACGGAUAGGUCGAAGGCAGGCACAUGGAUAGCAUGGGUGUAUCCGGGUAGCUUUUUGCGUUUCAAGUAAGUGGGCUUUGUUGGUGUGAUGGGUCAGUGGUACGUACAAUACCUGGUUUCCACGCUGUCAAGGCGGAUAAGCGAGCGGGGAUACAACGUUUUUGUAUCCUGAAUGCCAUCCUGAUGCAACUGGGACACAUGGUAGUGGGCGCGUAGUCAAUCCCUCCUCCCCGUUUCCCGGGGGAGUUAUCGCCGAACGUUUGGUUUGAUUGUGUGUAUGGCCUUGACUUGGAGGAAGGAUGAGAUGGGGGAGGGGUGGCAUGGUAUAAAAUGGUUGUCACACCCUCGAAAAACUUCGUUAGUACUCAUCUCCAAGCCCACGUUUCCUAGUCUCUUCUCUCAUUUUACCGGAGGGGUAGAGUGUGUAUUCUCCUAAAUACCCAAAUGGAUACUUUCAGAAAACGAAAAUUCGAGUCCCUGACUCACACCAAGUAUCGCAAGGCACCACUACAGCAGCAGCAUUUCGUCAAACCACUUCAGCUCAUAUGUGACUUCAACGGUUGCAAAUCCACUUUCAAAUGCCAGUUUAAUCUCGUCCGACACCGUUCUUCCAUCCAUGGUUCGAAGCGAAAUUGUCCGCAAGAAGGAUGUCAGUACGCAACAGGAAGGAAGGAUAAACUCAAGGAACACAUCAGGAGGAUGCACGCAAACGAACGUGAGUCCACAGACACAUCAGGAGGAUGCACGCAAACGAACGUGAGUCCACAGACACAUCUUAGGAAAGAGAUAAGAUGAUCUGACAUGAAUUGAAGCUCAAGAAGUGCGGCAGUUACGACAACUUACUCCAGCAGUAGAGAUGAUCCAUCAUAUGUCAUCACCAAUACCCUCGCCCCAAACACCACAAAACAUGAUCAGCACCUCCUUCUUCGACGCACUGCAACAGAAAAACAUGAAUACCAGUUCCACCUACCAAGCAAGGAGCGGUUACGAAAUCUACCCACAAACCUCAACCUCAAGUCUAGACAUGUGUCUCAACGACCCCUACACCACCUUCUUCAGCACCAUGAUCUUCGACCGUCUCUGCAUCAAGACCACCAUUCCGAACCCCAGUGGUCACUCCACGGAAACAGAUUACCACUCACUCCCCUCCAGUCCCCUGGAUUUCAACGGGGUUGGGAGUUGGGAUCCUUCAAGCACUGGUCCUGAGAUCUACCCCGUGGAUGACAACGACGCAGAUGAUGAGAAAGAGUAUGAGGAGUGUGCAGAAAGCGAUGGGUAUUAUAGUGGCAACGAGAUGCAGUAUGAGUACUACGGAAAUGAUAAGGAGAUCUUUGCAGCGCAGGAGUAUGUGACGCUGCAAGAAAUCUCAUUUCGGUCUUGACACUGGAAGGGGCUUCGUCGUUGCUGGUCACAGCUUUACGGUCUCUACCAAAACGAGAACACUGGGGUUUUUACGCUCCUUCAGCCAGCGAGCGUUAAGAACAGCGUUGAAAGCUCCCAGAAACAACGCUGUUGGGAUAGACUGGAACUCCACUCUUUCUGGGAUAUAAUAUCGUUGCUAGGGGAGGAUGCAGCAAGGACCCCCGUAAGAAACAUCGAGAGGGGUAAUUGUAACCUUAAUUGGAAAAGACCCGUCCACUGAAGGGCCUCGAGUCUCAUGAGUGCAUUCGCGGGAGAAGAAACAGUCCUUACCUAGCCCUAGCUUUCAUCAACUGUGAAGGUUUCUUGGGUCCUGAGUACUCCAACAUAGAUGUAAGAGAGGCCGACAUUACUCUAAACACGC
Hymenoscyphus albidus is the source of this 2198-nucleotide messenger RNA. NCBI's taxonomy places the organism in Eukaryota, Fungi, Ascomycota, Leotiomycetes, Helotiales, Helotiaceae. The record is from the annotation of a GenBank genome assembly.